This is a messenger RNA of Varanus komodoensis (Komodo dragon), 7071 nucleotides long. RefSeq names its product transmembrane protein 252 (gene TMEM252). The transcript is spliced from 2 exons. Bases 3082 to 3732 code for a protein of 216 amino acids. NCBI's taxonomy places the organism in Eukaryota, Metazoa, Chordata, Lepidosauria, Squamata, Varanidae. The record is from RefSeq and is a predicted model, not a curated record.
UCCUUGUAACUCCAUCAGGAAACUGACACACUGUCCUGUCAGCUUGGGUCCAGCAGACCUAAGGUGCUGUUUCUUCUUCUAUGAACCUACUUAAUCAUGAUGUUGUUUUUAGAACUAUUUGUCUUUAGGACUGUUUUUUCCCAUCUCCGAUAUGCUUUUAUUUUUAUGGUGUAUUGUUGUGGUUGCUUUAGACAUUGCAAAUGUUCUCUCUAUAAUGCAGUCACUGGUGGGUCUGAAGGCAAAAUGCGGUGGAACCAAAGGCCAAUCAUUUAAAAAAUGCCAAGUUUUUUGUGUAAAGCUCCAUUAAUUAAGCCUUAGGAGAGAAAUCUCUACCUUUUAGAAUGAGGGAGGGGUGAAGCUGCACAACAACUGAGAAAACACUGAAUGACUGGGGUGGCUGGGGAAAAUGGGAUACAGUCUAGGGAAAGGGGCCAUGACCAUUCAGGGAACCCCUAAGAGUCAGCUUGGGAUCCCAGUGGAGCUCUGUUUGGCUCUUGCGUGGGAUAUGAAUAUUUUAAAUUUAAAAAUGACAAAUAUAUUUCUGCCAGAGCGAAUUCUCUCUUGGGGAAAAUGACAAAUGGGUUUCCAAUUUUCCCAUGGUAUUUCUGAGUCUUGUAGUCCUAUCCAUCCUCAAGAAAGAUACUCCUCUGGUGACUUUGCAUGCCCGCUGCUGCUGCUUCCAAAAGUCCUAAGGUAAUUCUUAUGGCCUUUAGAGACCUCUCCCACUCAGAAAAGAAGGGUUUAUACAUAAUCAAGAUGGCAAAGAUGCCUACAUUAGAUUUCAUUUGCUUUGCUACUGUUACAAGAAGCCGAACAGGGAUGUUCACCUAUGCAAUCACCACUGAUCACAUGUUUGUGGCAUCCAUGACUUUGAUCAAUGGUUGAUGUGGUGUACUCCAUGAUAUAGAUCUGGGCUGAUCAUUGCCAUUUUUAUGCUAAAUCAGAGGAAUGAGUCAGAGGAUCCCUUGGGAUCCAAUUGUGGUUACUUCAAAGCAUCUUUAAGAAAGGUUCAUUUGAGAUGAAAGGUUCAUUUGAAAGCUGGUUUCAGAUACUGAUAUAUAUUCAGUUUAAUUCUCUGGUCUCAUUAUUAUUUCUCUAUAAUGCUAGAGGACUGAUUAGGUUUGGUGGACCUGAAUGGCAAAAAAUAUUUUGAAGAGACCAAAAGCAUCAUGUUACUCUAGCCAAUACCUAACAGGAAUAUCAUUGCUACAUAAAUGUAACAUAAAAGCCAAGCUGAUUUUUUUCUUUUUCUUUUUCUCUUUUUCCUUUCCUUUCCUUUCUUUUCUUUUCCUUUUUUGGUGGGGGAGAUCAUUUGCACCAAAGCCAUUUCACACUUCCCAGUUUGGGGCAUAAUUUGGCAAGGACUAUUUUUCCAGUUAGCGGUCUUGCAUUGGGUUUUCAGGUAAUAGGUGUCCUCUUUUACAGAAGGCUUCCAAUGAAUUGGCUUCUGAUUGAAGACAACCUCUAUGAGAAGGGCUGUCUUAUUUAUUAAUUUAUUAUUAAAACAUUUUUAUGCCGCCCCAUUCGCCGAAGCCUCCAAUGCCAGUUUAAAAGUAAUGAACUGUAAGAACUCUUACCACUCAACAGUUAGCAGCUGGACAGCAGGCUGGACAGGCAAGCACGUGGGUCAUGUGGUCAUGUUCCUCCAUAGGUGAGAGGUGUUAUAUUCUGUUUAAAUUAUUAUUACUAUUUCUAAGUUUACAUAUAAAUUAGCACAUGACAAAGCUGUGGAAAUUGCUAUGCUAUUCUCAUUUUCCUCCUUUUGGGGAUCCAUUCCCUCCCACCCACUCAUCCACCCACACUUUCUGAUGAUCUUUCCUAACCAACAGAUGGGAAGAAGACUUGAAGUCCUUCCCUUGUUAGUACUGUCUUUCCCUAAGCCUUUUCUCUGCAGCUGAGCUUACUGUCAAGGAGCCCAGACAGAAGAGUUGAACUGGGACUCCCAUCUCUCAGGCUUUGCCACCUUGGCAUUGCAGCCUUGGAAAUUGACAUGCUUUAAUUCCCCACUUGCAAUUCCUUUGACCCUCAAUUUGUGUCUGAACUCUUGAUACCCAUUUGCUUUGGACAAUGUACCUAUGCCUUCUGGUUACUCAGACCCACACUCCACACCUUUUAGAACCUGGCCCUUACCAAGGCCUAAUUUCCACCCUCAGAGCCGAUGGGGGUGGGUGUUUGGAGGGAGAAUCAGCAGACAGGGAAAUGCGUAAGUAUCUCCUGCCUAACAGUUGUCCCUUGCAAUUUGCUGUCCACCUCUUGUAAAGGCACCACAAGGCAAACACAGGUUUGAAAAUUCCAUGUAGUGUGUAAUUGCUUAAUAGGAUCCAUAAUAAAAUGGCUGAAAUGUUUAAUGAGCCAAUGAUAAAGCUUUAAAAAGAUAAAACACUUUCACUUUAUCUUUGUCAGCUGCAGCUAUUUAACAAAUGAAGCAGUCACCUUUUGUCAUGCAUAUUUUGUUCUAACAUUGCAAGAGGACUCUGCAGUUAAUCUCUGAUUCUACAGAUUCUAGCAGGAUUUUUCUCUGCUGACAUCACAAACUCCCUCAUGGAGGUUGCUGUUUUUGUUGGGCAUUCUAGUACAUUCCCCGGCGAUUUAAUAGGGAGGGACUCUGCGUCAUUUCUAAGUAGAUAGAGAAAUGACAACACUGAGGUCAACACAGACAGAACUAAAAUGACACAGAACUAGGAUUUAUAACAGCUUUUAUGGUAUGUUGGGUGGUAUCUGUUCUUUUCACUCAGCAGCCUUGAUUCCUUUGUACUUCCCUCAUAAACCAGAUGGAAUUGUAUGCUUUCCAGAUGGUGUAUGUAAUGAAGUCUACAUUAUAUAACCACCUUUCAGGAAGGAUAUCUCAGCUCAACCAAAAUAUGUCAACAGCCUUAGGAUCAAGCUUUAUAAAGCACGGGCAGUUUGUUUUUGGCUGCAGAGUUAAAAUGCAAGCAGCUACAACAGUGUCCAUAGGCAGCAAAAGUUCGUGGAGUUUAUGCUGGCGGCCAAACAAUACAGGAGGCAUCUGUUGUUUCUUGCUGAACAGUGUUUUGAUUAUAAAUUAAUCUCUUGAGUUCUUAUGGUUCCUUCAAAUGGUUAAUGAGUAUCAUAACACGUGUCCAAAGGCCAGUUGGUCCUGAACAUAUAAAACUAUGGACUCAGACAGGAGCACUGAAGAGAUACUCAAAGCUGAGGCUGGGCCUAACUGGAAAGAUGUCAAGGAACCUCUUCUCAUUUCUCCGUUUGUUUGUGCUUAUGAUUGGCUUUGCUGUUAUUUGUCUAGGAGCCUUUUGCAUCUCUACAAAUGCCUCUGCUUGCAAGUGCAAUAGCUUGCCUAUUGCAUAUUUUCUAUUACCCUUGGGGUUCUUACUUCUCAUCUCUGGGAUCUUCUGGAGCAUUUAUCAUGAAGCCAGCAGAUACAAGGGCUUAUUCUUCAGCAUUAUUCAUGGAAAUCCCAGACUUCAACAGAAUAUCUGUACCAUAGACAGGCCUGACUUUUACCCUCCAUCUUAUGAAGACAGCACUGAUCCUGUAAAGCAGACAUUCCCACUGCCAGUCUUCCCACUGGAACGAGAGGACACUUACAACAUACCUCCACCUCUGUACACAGAGAGUAGCCUUGAAUUCAUUGAGGAAAUUAAUCCUCAGGAACAACCACCACCUUCAUAUGAAGUAUCUGUGCAGCAGCAAACUACAGUCUCAACACCUGAAGAGACUUCUACUGCAUCUGUGCCAGAGAUCAACUGCUGAAGAAAUGGCCUGCCAAAAGACUUGGAUCAGAGAUAAGCCAUGUCUGCUAUUCUGGGACAGAGGCAAGGCAGUGGUUCAGCCAUUGUGGCAGAGUGCUGUUGAGGGAACUGGAGGUCGCUAUUCUAUCAGCGAGCACUGGGUCCAAAGAUAGCCUUGCAGUAGUACUCCAUGCCUGGCCAUGAACCGUUAGAAAGGUUAUUUCAGAAAUAGCAUCAUUCCAGCCAGGAAUAAAACUUGGUGUUGCAUGGGUCAUGGAUGACAAUGCUGACUUCCAACCAGUUAUUGCUGGUUGUGGCAACCGCUAGAUGUGUUUACAUUUACAUGUUAAAAAAUGGCCACAAACCCCAAGGAACAGUAGUGCCAUGACGAAGUGCCCAGGCAGGGAUAUGUCUGAAAGAGUGAAAGAAGAAACCCAAAGCAAGCAUUAUGUUCCAAUGAUGAAUGAGGAUGGCAUACAUACAUACUAAGCAAAGUCAGCUAUGCUAUUGCUAUGGGGAAAACAUUUUAUUCUAUCCUUGGCAUUUGCAAGGAUGAUAAGAGGCCUUUUUUCAAAGUUAAACUCUUCAAAGUUAAACUCUGUUAUUUUUCAGACAUUCUUCUGUACAAAGAUCUUGUAACAGAGAGCAAGCUGUGGUGAGAGAACAGGAUUAAGUUAUGAUUGUACUGGACAGUCCAGUUCCAUAGCCCAAGCAAAGACCUCAAUUUAAUUUCAGAUAGUUCCACUGAUGUAUAUGUAAGUUAAACUGAAGAAUGUGAAUUUAAACUGUUUCUCAGAGCUUUAGACUGUUCUUUCUUACUGGGGUACCUUUGUGCAAUACACACACACACACAAACACAUAUGGGACAUAGGGAAUGAUUCCAGAGGACUCUGCAAUCACAAACAUGGUGGGGAAAUAUGCUGUUAAGAACAUGUUCUUUGUUCAAGACUUCUACUUUUGCAUAUUACAACAAGCAAUUUUCCAUUAUGUACUCUUAUUAAUUACCACAACUACCUUUCAGAUCCAGAGAUGGGGGGUGGGAAAUCCCCAAGUAUAGUUAACUGACAUUUAUCUUGAUAAAAAUAGCCAACUGAGGUAUGAAAGCUAUGGACAUUUCCAUUGUCAUUAGCAUCAUUACACUCUAUGCCCAUAUGUAAUACCCUCAUUAUUUUUUGUAACUCCUGUGGAGCUCUGGCAUCAACUUCCUUUUCUUUCUGAUAGGACUGGCCAACUUUGAGAAAUCAACAAAUGAACAGUUGGAAUUUGUUACUUUACAACUAUGUUUGUUCUGUGGUCAGGGGCUAACUAUAGUUUACAUAUUGUUUAAUAUUGCAUUGCACUUUCUUACAAUAAAGUUUUGCACUGAAAAAAAUAAAGUGGCAUUUGCUUGAUGAAAAUGAAGAAUGUGCGCUUCCAUUUUAGUCAACAAACAUAAUCCACAGUAGAAUGCAGUAAACCUCUUAGGGCAUAGUCCUAUAAAAGUCUAGACAGAGAAAGGCCUACAACUAAGCUGACUGAGGCAUGCUGCAAAUUAUAGGGCCCUUUCUUUCUAAACCUGCACUGUAUUGUACCUUUACCAGAACUUCUGAAAUAUUUUAGUAAGUUACUUCACAAGAAAAAAUUCCACAGUAGACUUAUAGAAGUAUAGUUUCAUAGGCCGUACCCUUUGGAUUUUUUAAAAUUUUGGAUAUUUUCCAGAUCAUAUUCUGUUUUUAUGCUGUAGAAAAAAGUUUUUAUCUAUCUUUAUGGCUGUACUACAUGGUAGGUAUGAACAUACUGACAAAUUAUUUCCUCAUGGGUGAGGAUUCUUGCAGUACAUUAUACUUCCAUGGCCAGAUCCUAACAACCUCUUGACUGUGGCAAGCAGCACUCCUAAAGUCAUUCUUAUUGGAAGCUGUGUGAAUGAAACGUCCAUUCAGUUAAUAUGUUGAUCCUGAAGAAUACAGCUUCCUAAGAAACUAGCUAUGAUUUAAAGUGUCCUGGAUCAGCUUGGCUGAUUCAUUGUACUGAGCAUUUUUAUGUAAAAAAGAACCAUGAGCUGUUCCCAUUGACAGGAUUAAUAUACUUGGAACUAUUCCUUAGUGAUUCAGAGAAGAGUUUUUCCUAAGGGCAUACCACUUGGUAAGUUACCGCAUUCUUGGUUUGGUGUCUUUAUGCAUAAACCUGGGUUGUAACUGCUAAAGGAACAAGGUCGUACUAUCAUGGGUUCCAGUACGUAUAAACAAAGUGAUAUGCAGAUGUCCACAGCAUUAACCAUUCUGGGGCAAUUUAAUUCAACAAAAGUUAUAUUCCAUUUCUAAUGUCUCUCAUGUAUUACUCAGCCAGCAAUUUAGUGCAUGACUGCACUGUCCAUCUUGCAAAGCCACUAGAUUUGCAAGACACAACCCACAGUAUUUACACUUCCUCCCUUUUCAGUGCUUCCCCAAGUUCCAAGCUGAAAUGAGCAAUAUUAAUCUCCAUUUUGUUGCUCCAGUUUGGAGCAGUUAUUCCAGUUCUCCAAUAGUUAAGACCCCCAAAUUUCUGAAAAUUUAACAGAAGAGAAACUUGCACACUUGCAUUAACUGCUUCAUUGCAGCAGGCACACAAAUUUCCACUUAAUCUAUUUCCCAUUCAUGUUAUAUGUAUGUUUCUACAUUUUAUAGCUGUCAGGAAACCACAGUAACUGCAGCAGUAAGUGUCCUAGAAAUGAGUCGGAAAAGUGUUUGAGGGGUUGGGGGAAGGAAUUAACAUCUCUCCUUCCUGGAGGAGCUGGAGAGUUUGAAAAGAUUUAUUUAUUACAUGAAUAUCCCACUUUUUUUCUAUGAACUCAAAGUGGCUUACACCACUGUCCUCCUGCUGCUCUUAAUCUUAUCUCCACAGCAACAACCCUGUGAGGUAGGGUGGGUUGAGAGUCUGGAACUGUCGCCAAGUUACCCAGUUAGCUAAUGAGAAGUAUCAGCUCAACACUUGAAAUCAGUGGAUCACACUGCUAAGUGGGAGGCCCUGCCCUCCAUCCCCUUGUGGGGCCUUGCAAAUGUGCACAAAUUAAUCUAUAUGCAGUUUUGCGCUGUCAGUUUGUUACCUGCUUCACUUUGCUGCUGAGAAAGAAGCAGAUAAGGAAACUGAUGAGACAAGACUACACUUACUAGAUAGCUUUAAGAGCACACUUGAAAAAAGACCAACAGUACAUUAAAAAAAGUUACACAAUUGAAGGAGCCACAGGUUGAUUUGUGGAUGGGCUUAGGCAGCCAUUACCUUCAGAUGUUCAGAACAUGUACAAAGUGAUGAGGGAGGGCGAGGUAAUCAGAAACUCCAAGUUACAAGCAUAGUUUAAACUGAUAAAGGUAGGAGCUUCAGCAAAUUUUAACUGGUAGAAAUAGUU